This is a messenger RNA of Racocetra fulgida, 186 nucleotides long. The record is from the annotation of a GenBank genome assembly. NCBI's taxonomy places the organism in Eukaryota, Fungi, Glomeromycota, Glomeromycetes, Diversisporales, Gigasporaceae.
UGAUAUUGAUGUGGAUCAAAUUUUAAGUGAUAUAGAUGCGAAUCAGAUUUUAUCUGAUACAGAAAUUUCAGCAACUGAUGCGAAUACAAAUCAGGUUAAAUCUAAUGCAGAAAUUUCAGCAACUAACACGAAUGCAAAUCAGGUUAAGUCCGAUGCAGAUACAAAUCAAAUUGCAGCAACAGAACU